AUAAUUCGGUUAAAAUAAGCAUAUUCCCACUCUCUCUGUCUCUCUCUCUCGAACGCACUGUCUCUCCCCUCUCUCGUCCCUUUCGCUAUCUCCAUUCGUCUUUUUUCACAUAUCCGUCAACAGAUUUUCCCAGCAAAAAAAGCCUUUCCCUCUUCUUCACAAGUUUCAUCCUUCCUAUCACAACGUUACGAAGCAGAUCGCAACACCCAAUUAGGCCUCCCCCCACUUCACCUUCUUCCGACGGAACCCCCGAUGGAUCUAUGGGCCGUACGCGUCAAUAACGCUCAUGUAAGCCCCUUUUUGCUCAGGAAUUCGAUUCCUGGGAGACCCAAUUCCUCGAAUUUGAGAAAGAUGGGUUCGUUUCGGUUCGAGGACGGGGGAGUUUUCGAGAUUAAGGUUUCGAGAUGGAAUGUUUCCGGGUACCGAUCGUUGGGUGUGAGGGCUAUGGGGAAGAAGAAUCCUGAGAAUUCUAAUUCCUCUUCUUCUUCCGGGAAUGGUGACCAGCCAAUUCCAGAAGGAGAUGGUGCAAAGGGAAACCACUCUUCAUCAGAGAGCCACAAAUCUAAUGACUCUACCUCCCAGAAGUCCUAUCAUAAAAUUUUGGACUGGAGAGAGUUUAGAGCAUCUCUUUUUGCUCGGGAGCAGGCUGAUACUGUGGGGACUGGUUCACAGAACCAAGACGGGGCUCAGCCCGAGUCCAAACCUCUUGGUCCGAAGUGGGCCCACCCAAUUUCGUCACCGGAGAGGGGCUGCGUUCUUGUCGCCACAGAAAAGCUCGAUGGAGUUCGAACAUUUGAAAGGACAGUCGUCCUCCUCCUCAGAUCUGGAACCAGGCAUCCCCAAGAGGGACCGUUUGGGGUUGUCAUAAACCGGCCACUAAAUAAAAGGAUUAGGCACAUGAAACCAACCAAUCUUCAUCUGGCAACCACAUUUCCCGAUUGUUCUUUGCAUUUUGGUGGACCCCUCGAGGCGAACAUGUUCUUGCUGAAAACGGGAGAGAAAUCCCAAAUUCCCGCUUUCGAAGAGGUACUACCAGGCCUGUGUUAUGGAGCUCGGAACAGCUUAAACGAAGCUGCUGGGCUGGUGAAGAAAGGGGUGCUUAAGCCUCAAGACUUCAAGUUCUUUGUCGGGUAUGCCGGGUGGCAGCUGGAUCAACUGAGAGACGAGAUCGAAUCGGAUUAUUGGUACGUAGCUGCAUGUAGUCCAAAUUUGAUAUUUGGAGCCUCAACAAUCACUCCAUCGGAGGGUUUGUGGGGAGAGAUUUUGCAGCUAAUGGGAGGUCACUAUUCAGAACUGAGCCGGAAGCCGAAGCAAGACAUGUAGCUGCUGUCUGCUCUGCUUAAAUCACUUGGGAGACCGAACUGCUCUGGGUAAACAAUGCAUGAAGGAUCAAGGAUUUUGUGAAUUCAAAUGUACAUAAAUGUUGGCGCAGAGUUGAAGUGAUUAGCUAUUAAUUUCUUGGAUAGAAACUUGGUAACUUAUGGCUGUUCUUGAAUGUAAUUAUUAUACCCUUAAUUUAUUUGACCAACCUGGUUUAAUUUCCUAGCUGAUAUUGUUUU
Molecule: messenger RNA, 1559 nt
Organism: Diospyros lotus (date-plum)
Lineage: Eukaryota; Viridiplantae; Streptophyta; Magnoliopsida; Ericales; Ebenaceae
Exons: 3
Coding region: 253-1323 (356 amino acids)
Source: RefSeq, a predicted model, not a curated record